Brienomyrus brachyistius is the source of this 6875-nucleotide messenger RNA. Its product is annotated as la-related protein 4B-like. Gene Ontology annotation, molecular function: mRNA 3'-UTR binding. The coding region runs from base 128 to 5404 and encodes 1758 amino acids. Lineage: Eukaryota; Metazoa; Chordata; Actinopteri; Osteoglossiformes; Mormyridae. The transcript has 16 exons. The record is from RefSeq and is a predicted model, not a curated record. Gene Ontology annotation, biological process: positive regulation of translation. Gene Ontology annotation, cellular component: cytosol; cytoplasmic stress granule.
UUAAUGUGCUAUUUUAGGCCCCCCAGGGGACUUUCUCCCAGCCCAGUUAGUGGUGAGGCUCAUUCUGCCUUGCCUUGCCGUCUGGCCACUGUGAGGUGAGAGUGUAGGGGUUUGGGGUGCUGCUGACAUGGGCUGCUGCUUCAGUAAAGAGCUAAACCCAAAUGUGACCACUGAACGGACGAGUCUCCUCCACGCGUCCCUCCAGGAGGAUUCAGCGAAGGAGGUGGUGUGGGAGCAUGAAGAGAGGUCCGCGGGAUGGGUCAGCAGGAACGGAAAGUCGGCCCGCGCUGCGGAGAAGGACUUCGUACAGCACGUGUGGGGCCGUAGCGUAUUUUGGGAAUCGCCUGUCCAAGAUCACGGGACGCCGAAAGGGGCUAUUAAUAAGCAAGUAGUGAAAUGUUCUGCUGCUGGAGAAGGAAGCCAACGCCCCAAGGAGAGCUCCAAGCACACUAGCGAGAAACCCAGCGUGGAAGAGAUGUCUAGCUCCACCAGCAGAGACAAGGAGGAAAUGAUGGGAAACAUGGCAAGAGGGAUGAAGCUUGAAGCUCAAACUGGGAAUGUGGAGAUAGAGGGACGCGGUCGCCUUAGCGUUUCUUCCACGGGAGGACAUUCAAAAUCUCUGAGCAGAAGAUCACCAGAAACAUCAAGGGGCUCUGGAAGCCAUUGUGCUUCCUCUUAUGGCAGAGCAGUUGUUGAUGGAAACUGUAAAGAAAAUGCUGCCAUGUCCACAGAGAACAUGCAGCUGUCUGUGGGUGCUAACAAACCGGGAGAGGAAAGUGUUUCCACGUCGAAGACUGAGGACUCUCAAGUUAAGGAGGCCCUGGUUUCAGGUAGGAGCAUGUUCACAGGGGACCGUGAGUCACAUCUAGUGUCUGCCUUGGGGCACAAACUGAAAACCAGGACUCAGAAUUUCUAUAGCAUCUGUUCUAUUGAUAUCAAAGACAUGGAAAAUGAGAGCGGGGUAUGUUCCCCUGUGCCGUCGGGAAUUCUUCUGAAGACAAGUUCCUCAGCUGUUGUGGGGAAUAGACCGUGUGGUGAAACAACAUCUCUGAGCCAAGCUUCUGGAAUUUCAGCUCCAUCUCAUCUGAGUAGAGGGCGCAAGGAUUUCCUCGAAAGUGAAAGGGGCAGGCGUUUCACAAAGUGCUCAGAAACUGAAGCUGAAGAUUUUCUUGUCACCUGUCACCCCUCUGUGCCUUCUCUGUGGGAAUGUGGAGAAGAGCAUGUAGACAAGUCCACCUUGGUUUCCUGUGUUCUUCCUUUAAAGGCUGAGGUGUUUUCAAAUGAUAUGUCUCUCAAUGUGGAUAUCAUCCAAUUAAGUGGUGACUGUUCCCAUCAUGUGUCCAUAAGGGAACAAGGUCAGAGGUCAAAUGACUUCCACUGUGAGGCUACUGCUGACAUUAUUAAUUCUACCACUCACACAUUUGAAGCAACCAGUCAGCAGGCCGCCUUUAGCAGAAGCAGUGAGUGUUCUGUAAAUCCAUUGGUUCCUCCUGUUGCCACGUAUGAGUUGGCUGGCGAAAACAUGGGUGAGAAUUUCCAAAAGGUGGGGCUUGUUGAGUUUGAACCUAAACACGAAAGCUCAGGUGGUACAAACAGGCAUUUUAUCCAGCUUGUGAGUACAGGUCAGCUGUCAGAAAUGGCAGCACCGCCGGAAAAUCUGGAGCAUCCUGGUGAUUUUGUCAUCAAACCUGUGCUGAAUGACUUUCGUGGCAGGAGAGCUGUAGAAAGCAGUAUAAUGGCCAUGGGGGGCACAUACGUUUUGACAAGGAAAGAGUCAGACCAAGAGCAGAUGCAGCAUGAGAGGCUGGUCAAAGACCCUGGUGUGAGUAAGACUUGGCUGCAGGAAGAGCCUGCUUCCAUUGAAACAGCAUCUGGUCUGAAGGCUCAACCAUCUGUAGGACAUUUGCCAACGGCAGAAUGUAAAAAUGGAUCUCUGGAUGUACACUGGAAUCACACAGUCAGGACACCAAGUGCUGUGGCACAGUGUCAGACACAUCGGGAGUUGGACACAUCUGGAAACUGGCCUCAUAUCUGUGAAGUGCACUGUUCCUCAGAACCACUGCUGACGACACCUGCAGCAAAUCAUUCAAUUUGGUGUGAUCCCUCUGACACAGGAGAUCAGCCUGUCCAGUCAGAAAUAAUAACUGGGGACACGCACUCACUCUGUUUAUCGUCAUCCACGAGAGCAGCCUGCUGUGAAAAGGGCAUCUGUGCAGCACUUGCUGACAAGAAUGACACCGUAAAGAUUAAUCUUGGAAGUGAGGGUGGAACUAGUAGCCUCAGUUCUGUGGCUACUACAGAUCUCUCGAGUUCUUAUCUCGGUGAAGGACAAGACGCCUCGGACUGUGUGGCUGUCUGUGGAAUAUUAGAUCGAGUUGACGACUCUGAUCCUGCAGAUGUUUAUAAUCAGAGUUUAGAUUCCAGGUCACAGGGUCCCCUAAAUCAGAUUGGGGAGGCAGGAGUUCAAGCCACACAAGUUUUCUGCAGCACUGAGGAUGUUUCAGAGUUACAUAGAUUGUUACCAGAUCAGGUUGAUUGCAGAGAAUGGAUCCAAAAGGGUGAGUAUUUGCCUGCUGCAUCCAGAGAUUCUGGAAAUCAGGCAGGAAUCCCAGUGCAGCCUCAUGUUGGUGAGAGUACUUGGCCUUGUGGUCAGGUUAGUCUGUUGGAUACACAUCUCCCUUUGAGCAAUUUAGGAAGUUCACAGACAGAACUCAAGGACUCUGAACUGUGGCCAGGAGAAUCAGUGGAGUCUAUAACACUGCAGAGCGUUUUGACAAUGAACUGUGACCCAAAGGACAUCCAAGAAGAUUGUAAGCACCCUCAUAUUAGCAGUCAGGGCCAGGCUGCACAUGGCUCUAAUGAUAACAGGGAUUUUAUCCAUAGUCAUGAUGCACCUCCCACAGUAUCUGACUGCCACUACGUUCCUCUGCUGGCAAAUUUCUGGCCAGACCAGGUCUCACCCGACUGUGGUCAGAACGCGUUUUUGGUCACCCCACACGGCGAGUCGUAUGCUGAACUCCAGUGGCCAGCGGAGGGCAGUGUGGCACAAGCGUUCAAGAACACGGAUCUGCAGGAUGAAAGCAUAGCGGCAGUGAAUGUGGAAUUCGAUCAGGUCGACAUCUAUGCCUCUACACCUUCCUACGAAAUUUACUUCCAGGCUAUGAAGGCGUCUGAUGCAGUUCAACCAGGAAAGGUCAGGGAUUCCAUGGAUGAGACGGAAGGGGACAGAGAGGUGGGAAUGCUGAACAUGGUUUCGAACUUGUUGGGAAAAUCUGACGUGGUUGAGGAAGGGGAUCUCCCUCUUUACCUCACGCCAUGGGAGGAUCUGUUCCAGGAUGGAAAGCUUAGAGAAUAUCCCCCUCAGUCUGCAUGGAGGUCUAGGUCGCUGAAUGGUGGUGCCCAGAGGUCUGUGAAACCUGGGCCGUUGCUUAUGCCAGUGGACAUGGACAGCGCUGUGGGUUUCAUGGGCCCCAACCCUUACGGCCUGCCAGAACCUAACAGCACUUGUACCUGGGGUUGGCGGGCUGCCUUCAACCAACCUGGUUCUGUCAAGGUUUCUGACCUGAACCCGAACGCCGAGGUAUGGGCCAAUCACAUGCCGUACCUCGGGGCUCCUGGAUUUGAUGACCCCGGUACACCUCACACAUGGCAGGAAACUGCUGUUGGUCCAGACCUGCAUGAGGAAGGGUUCUCUGUCCACAAUGUCACUGCCGAGGACAAGCCAGACCAGGAACUGGAGGAGUCCCAGCCUGGUGGUCCAGAGUUCACUGGCACCAUGGACCUGGAGGGUCCAGACUGCACGGACACAGGGGUCCAGACUGCCGGAGAGUUUGGUUCCUGUGAGCUGGAUGAGCAGGAGGACCUUAGAGAACAUCUGAGGGACACACUGGAGUUCUGCCUGUCGCGGGAGAAUCUUGCUAGUGACAUGUACCUGGUCUCCCAGAUGGACAGUGACCAGUAUGUGCCAAUCGUGACGGUCGCCAACCUGGAGCAGGUGAAGAAGUUGAGCACUGACAUGGAGCUCAUCACCAAUGUCUUGCGCUCACUGCCACUGGUCCAAGUGGAUGAGAAGGGUGAGAAGGUCCGGCCCAAUCAGAACCGCUGCAUCGUUAUUCUGCGGGAGGUCCCGGAGUCCACUCCAGUGGAGGAAGUGGAGGCCCUUUUCAAGGGGGAGAAGCAGCCCAAGUUCAUUAGCUGUGAAUUCGCCUACAACGACAGUUGGUUCAUCACCUUUGAAUCGGAAGCAGAUGCUCAGCGGGCCUAUCAGUACCUUCGAGAGGAGGUGAAGAACUUCCAGGGGAGGCCCGUGAAGGCAAGGAUGAAAGCUAAGGCCAUUGCCAUCAACACCUUCCUGCCAAAGAACUGCUACAGGCCUCUGGAGGGGCCCCGGGACACCCAGAGGGGGCACACAACGUUCUAUGGACCCCCGCUCUAUGGCGCCCCCCAGCAGUUCCCACUGUAUGGUGUCGUGGCCCCCCAGGCAUGGCUAGGGGUGCCUGGCUUCUUGGACCCUGCCCUUAUGGCGCCAUUUCCUAAUCCUAAGUACACGGAUGGGUUCACAACCCCCCCGGCGUUCAAGUCCUGUGCUGGCCCGGCCCACCCCAGGCAGUACUCCCCCAGGACCAGAACCCACGGAAGACCACCACCAAGGUCCUUAGCCCACGAUGCAGACUCGGAGGUCCUGGAAGGGCGCGCCCGCUUCAGUUUCGCCACUGAGUGCGUCAUGAAUGGCCUGCACUGCCCCUUGUCCCGCACGCCGGGGCAUAACCGGACACGGGCCUCGGGUGGUGUGGGGUAUCCCAGCAGGGACGGUGGACCGGGCCGGGCCGACUUCGCCCCAAGUUUGGGCAGAGGAAGGAAAACUGCUUUUGGCCACAAAAAGAAGAAGGAUGACAAGUUUACAAGAGGGUCCCCACUGCUGAUUGUUCCGCCUCAGAAGGCCCCCAGCUUCCAGCUGGACCUGUCCAGCUUCCCCUCGUUGCCAGGAGCUGCUGGAUACCCAGUGGACGGGGUGGGUGUGCUCAGGAACCCUGCUCCGGCAAAUGAGAACCAGGACAGCAGCACUGACGCUGUUCCCUCAGGGACCCCCCAAGAGCCCCUCCAGAGCCCCCCUCCGCCAAAGGACGUCCCCACACCACCUGGUUCUCCACGGCCAAUAUCCUGGGGGCCCAAGCACACGCGGCCCUGGGCCCCCGGGAGCCAAACGCCUGCCUCCGCAAGUAAAUCGGUUCAAGUGAACGGUGCCGCCACGGAGCUGCAGAAGCCCAGCUAUGCGGAGAUCUGUCAGAGGGUGACAGAGCUCCCCCCACCGACGCCGGCUCCGACCCCCAGGGAUGCCAAUGGCGCUGCCCCCACUGCUGAAGACCCCUCCUGCCCACCCACCACCGGGCCUGUGGGCCUCUGAGACCCUUCAUGACCUCCAGCUGUGCUCUUAACCCCCAGAAAUAAGUGUUGUCAGGUCAGGUGACUCGCUUUGCCAUCACUUUUCCUUAUUUUUAUUUGUGGUGUUUACGGACUCGUGUGAGCCAUAUUUUUAUGUUUUAAGGAUAAAGCUGAACCUUAGUUUUUUUGGUUUUUAAAGAGAAACCCAUGUCAGUUUUGGGUCUCCGUGGUCAUUAAAACGCCUCCUGCCUUGCAGUUAUUUCAUGUUGGUAAACAGCUCCCCCUACUGAUCGCCAGGCCCUUUUCCAUUCACAGUCCCUCAGAUACCCCGGAGCGUUCCAAUUUGGGUGGUGGUAUCGUUAUAGCAAGGCUUGUGUCCUAGAAUGCAGGUUCGGGAUUCACUGGUGGGGAUCUUGGCCUUCCUCUUUAUGUGGUCUUGGCCUAGGUGGUGCUGAGGUGAUGGGGCGGGGCUUGGUCUACCAGUCUAUCAAACCACAGGUGAUUCACACCUUGAUUUCAGAACUGGUGGGGUUUUUCCGAAUCCUGUGUCAAAGGAAUGCAUUUGAACCACAGUCCGCUCAAACUGUCUCUGCAGUCCUUUGUGUUUACUUUUUUCUUUUUUUUUGUCAAGGACAUUUAAAUUUUCUUGUGUAUUUAUGAACCUGCAGCAUCUUAAAGGGUUGACCUCCUAUGGGAAUCUUGUUUGGUUUCUGUUAGUCUGAUCACUGUAAAUAUGGAUUAAGAUGAAGCUGUAUAAUUUACAGAGGGACUGCUGUGUGCUCUUAUACUGACACUUAAUAAACUCUACAUUCGUUUCUUGUUUGGAGGCACCUGGUUUGUCAGUUAAGUUAAACACAGCUUCCAAGUUAUUUGUUAAUAUUACUAUUCCGUAACAGGAAUUAAUGUAAACUUUCCUUUUACAAUAGAAACAUACUUCAUACAGCAGUUUUUUUUUUUUUUGCUCCAGUGUUUGAAAACUUGAAUUUAAUUAAACUUGAAAAUAACUUUUGCCUUAACUUUUUUCUUUUUUUUUUAAAAAAAAUAAAAAAUGCUUUAAACCCCAGUUAAUUUGCCUUAGGGGACAAAUGGAUGCAAUGUUAUAUUUGCAUCCUUGUAGGUGAGAAAUCUAAAACUUUUUUUUUUUGUAAUUUUAUUUUUUGUCUUUCCAGUUUUACUGAGGCAUAACAGAUCUUCAGGUUAUCAAUACUGUAUUAAAAUAGACUUUGGAGAAUGCAGUUUGCUUGUACAGUUGUAAAUAAAAUAUAAAUGGGUUAUGUUAAAGUAACAUGAUUUUGUACAAAAUUGAAUUUGCAGUUGUCGAACUUGUGUUAAAAUUAAUUUGUUUACCUCUUGUAGGUUGUUUUAGUUUUUCGACUUUUAUUUUUAAUCAUUUAAUGUUGCAUUCCGUUUUCUGAAAGCUGGAACUGGGUCUGGUUGUUUCAGUAAAAAUUUGGAACGAAUAAUUUGAAAUAAAAAUCUGUUUGGAAACCAAA